AUUGGCCAGAGAACGACAAAUCGUUUCAGAGAAUACUCUGUAGCCUGGAGGCGCUUCGGGAGCACGAGUCGCGCGAUGAUGGGUUUAAGGAGCGAGAUGACUGUACACGGAGAGAUUAUUAGGUUCGGAAAUUGACAGUCGCGAGUGGAGUCAUGAAAUCACGUCGGUAGGCGUGGAAAAACUCUGCGCGAGGUUUUCAGCAUGCAAUAAUUGCGGAGCUUGCUGGAAGUGGGAUGUCAGCAAGACCCGAGAGGACGACUUUCCUCGUACAUUGACAUUGACUGGAGUAGUGUCGGUAGAGCACGGCUGGCAGGUUAGCCAAGUGGAAUCUAGGAUCUUUGGAAUAGCAUGACUACGUUGAACGCACUCCAAAAAAUGGCGGAUCGUUCUCGAGUUUUUCGAAGCAACCAUUCGAGUAUUUUGGCAGGUGGAAAUUGGCUCAUCUGCCCGCAGCUCGCCCCUCACAAUUUGAAUACGUGACAGCUUGGUCUUCCAGGAACUACGAGCAUUUUAUGAUUUCAGCGGCGGACGCAUCUCUGAUUAAUGUUCGAUGAUUCACGUGAGGGUUUCAGAGGUCGAAGAAGUUGCCUGCAAGUUCUCGAAGAAGGAAUGUUUACCAGGAAGCGGGACACGGGGAUGACCCUCGUCAAGUGUUCUUCGUAGAGAAGUCUGAAUGACGAAGGCGAAACGCGUCAUGAUCGGAGCUGGCUAUGGUUAAAGCAGGAGAUGGGUUGUAAGCUGCGGUGGUUUGAUAACGAUUCUGUCAUUGAAAUGCUGCGCCAGGAGCUUGAUGGGUAAUUUCUGAAAUCGGAUAGUACGACACUGCGGUCUUAACCAUUCGAACCCAAUCGAUUGCGCGGGCAAGGCGACAGUGCCAGAGUACUCCAGACUGAUUUCGCACGUGGAACUUUUUCCUGGAGAAUAAGUAGCUGGUAGGUAAUUUUCACUAUUUCUAGUGGAUGACACGAAUUUGCAGUCGCGAGUUGACAGUACCAAGGAUCCAGUGACUGGAGUGAUCAAAAUGGGGAAUAGGGCAAACAGUUCUCUUUUUGAAUCAGGAAGGCACAGAUUUUGUCUAGGCAUGCUUCUUAGUAUCGGCAGUAUUUUUACCGUGGUGGCCUACUUCCUGUACCUCCAUCCUUGCGAGUUUUUCGGCUCUGAACUUUGUGAAAGGCAAGGUCCGGCAAACCCUCCUCCUGCUAUCGUGCAAAGAACCUACACUGAUGCGGAAGUUGCCGCUCACGCUGUUGCCAGAGAUGUGCUCGCACGACAUUCACAUGGACGUCCGCCUUUCUCUAAAAUUGCCUUCAUGUUCAUGACCCCUGGAAACUUGCCCUUCGAGUCAAUCUGGCAUGAAUUUUUCAAGGGUCAUGAAGGAUACUUCACUGUUUACGUCCACGCCUCAGAGAGCAGCAACUUUGAAUGGAAGAGCCCAUAUUUUGUUGGGAAGGAGAUCCCUAGCAAGAAGGUUUUCUGGGGAAGGAUUGAGAUGGUUGACGCGGAGCGGCGGUUGUUGGCGAAUGCGCUUCUGGAUCCCGCCAAUAUGUUUUUCGCUCUUCUCUCAGAAUCGUGCAUACCGCUUUUUGACUUCGAAUACGUCUACAGCUACUUGGUGAAUGCCGAAACAAGCUUUGUAGAUAGCUUUGAUGAUCCUGGCCCACAUGGAAGAGGUCGUUAUUUGGACCACAUGCGACCAGAAAUUAGACCAGAAGAAUGGCGGAAAGGGGCACAGUGGAUUGCUGUGCAUAGGAAACACGCGAUAAUCAUUGUGUUGGAUCACGUGUACUACAACAAGUUCAAAACCUUCUGCAAACCAGGGCCAGGGGUUGACCAAGAGAAUUUCAACUGCGUAGCGGAUGAGCACUACAUUCCCACCCUGUUGCAUAUAAUUGACCCAACAGGCACAGCCAACAGGUCCUUGACAUACGCAGACUGGUCAGAGGGAAACUGGCAUCCUCGGUCUUUCGGGAAGGAUGACGUGACACCUUACGGCUUCAUGGAGAUGCAAGUUAUUGAUACAAUCACCCACAAGACAAGUGAAGAACCAGCCAGAGUAGAGAGUGAACCAUGCAUGUGGAGUGGAAGCCAGCAUCCUUGCUAUCUCUUUGCGAGAAAGUUCAAGCCGGAAGCUCUCGAAGCCUUGGAAGAGAUCUUCCCUAGUGUCACCCGAACUAACCAUUGACACUAAGUCCGAUGCGGAAUCUCUUGCAGCUCAAAGUUCGAGGAGAUGCUUCUGGGUUGUCUGGUCGUCAACAGAUCGAAGCAUAUGCAUAUAGUGACUUCAGCAAAUGAUCACUCUACCAAACUCUACACUACGUUUCUCAUCUUACAACGUUGUAAAGUUCAUCUGCUUGACUGCUCCUGGCCUUUUGCCAAGCAAUUGACGUGGCACGUCAGAUUACACC
Molecule: messenger RNA, 2405 nt
Organism: Marchantia polymorpha subsp. ruderalis
Lineage: Eukaryota; Viridiplantae; Streptophyta; Marchantiopsida; Marchantiales; Marchantiaceae
Source: the annotation of a GenBank genome assembly